GAAUUUGCGUGGGAGAUUUAUCUUCACAAGGUCGUGCCCAAUGUUAACCCUCAUACUUUCGUUUUUAUUGUCGCCAGUUUCAGCUUUAGAUAUCUCUGGUUACACGCUUGAACAUAGGUUCAGGGAGAAUGGGGCUUUCAGUCAAAUGGAUGGAACUUCGAUUAAAUCAUCAUCUGGAGUUCUAACUUUAGUUUCCGGGGGUCACGUCUUUUCAACUGAUGAAAAACAGCAGCUUCAGGAGUCUGCAAGGGCCGGGUACAUGUAUAGCGUUCGUAUGCCUGUUAAAAACGAAGAAUAUAUUGAAGCUUCGAUUCGUUCGUGCCAAAUUAUUGCCUCUAGGAUGAGAUUAAAGCUCACUGUUAGCGUUAAUGACGCCGGGGACCCAAUUGCAAUACAUAUGAGCACUCCGAAGUACGACUGCUCAUAUGACAUUUCUGAAAGUUUUAUGGACCUCCCAGAUUUAUCUAUUACUUUAGCAUUGCAAAAACCAAAGUUAGGACCAAGUCCUGAAACUGCAAAGUAUCUAGAGAAACUCGAGAAGCAACGUGAAGAAAUGGCUCGUGCUGAGCAAAGUGACAAUCGUUCUUUCUUUGCUAAAUAUUGGACCUACAUUAUUCCAGCAGUUUUCUUAUUCAUCCUAUUCUCCAGUAUGCAAGAUCCUAAUGCAGCUGGAGGAAAUAUUGGGGGUGGUAAUCAACAGUAGACGAAAACUUAAUAGAUAUCAAUCCAUAAUACUGUUUGUAAAUUAUGUUUGGUUUUAACAAUACUUGUAUGUUUAUUUUAUAUGUUAUUUUUCAUUUUGUUAAUAAUGAAUUCUAAUUUGGAAUUUAUUUCUUUUGAAUAUUUACAUAAAAUACUUGUAAUUUACUCGCCGAUUACUUUUGUAGAUAUUUUAAAAAAAAACAGAAAAUAAUUCAAUGUUACGCUCUAUCA
This is a messenger RNA of Schistosoma margrebowiei, 933 nucleotides long. The record is from the annotation of a GenBank genome assembly. Lineage: Eukaryota; Metazoa; Platyhelminthes; Trematoda; Strigeidida; Schistosomatidae.